This is a messenger RNA of Sturnus vulgaris (Common starling), 1202 nucleotides long. RefSeq names its product zinc finger CCHC-type containing 10 (gene ZCCHC10). Gene Ontology annotation, molecular function: zinc ion binding; nucleic acid binding. The record is from RefSeq and is a predicted model, not a curated record. Lineage: Eukaryota; Metazoa; Chordata; Aves; Passeriformes; Sturnidae.
AUGGCGACGCCCAUGCACCGGUUGAUUGCUCGCAGACAAGCGGAGGCAAACAAGCAGCAUGUGAGGUGUCAGAAGUGUUUAGAGUUUGGCCACUGGACAUAUGAAUGUAAAGGGAAGAGGAAAUAUCUGCACAGGCCUUCAAGGACAGCUCAGCUGGCCAAAAUCCUUAAGGAGAAGGAAAAGCAACUCCUGCUGCAGCAGAGCACUGGAGAAAGUGCUGCAGAAAAGAAGACCAAGAAAAAAAGGUCCAAGAGUGUGACCAGUUCCAGCAGCAGCAGCAGUGACAGCUCAGCCAGUGACUCCUCCUCCGACAGCGAGGACUCCUCUGCCUCCUCCUCCUCCUCCUCGGACAGUGACAGUGAGGACAGCAACUCCUCCUCCUCCUCCUCCCCCUCCUCCAGCAGCUCUUCCUCCUCCUCCUCUGACUUCGAGUCGGAUUCCAGCUCCUCCAGCAGCAGCAGCAGCAGCAGCACAGACAGCAGCUCUGAGGAUGAGCCCCCAAAGAAGAAGAAGAAGAAAUAGCUGGGGAGGUGAAGGACUGCUGUGGAGUGAGUGACACUGCCCUGCCAGGGGCUGGAGCACACGGCUGCCAAACAUUCAAUGGUCAAACAUUUCUACUGCUCAGAUUUCGAAGUGUUUUGUAUAGAUGUUCAUAGGACAUGGAAGGUAUUAAAUGGCACGUGAGACUAACUGAGAGAGUAUUUUUGUGGUUUAUCCUUUUAUGGAAGAUUUUACUUUUUUAGUUCCAAAAAAAAAGAAAAAAAAGAAUUCUAUCAUCAGAUUUGUUUAUAUGAGCUAAAGUCCAGUAACCUGGAUGUUUACAUGCUGGAAAGCAGAAGCUUUUUGUUGCAGAUUAUGCUGUGCAUCAUGUGCUGUUCCUCUGUUAAUGACAGCUUCACUUCCAUUGAGAAAAAUCCUCUAAACUGCUCAAAGCAGAAGUUUUUCAGUGCUGCUGUGGAGCUCUGGCAUUGUUGAACCUAAAUGCACAACGUGUCCCACACAGAGUCUCCCACCUGCCCGGUGACAAAUGGAUUCUGUGCUGCUGAGUUUGUGUUCCAAUGGCUUUUCCUGAUGCUUCCAGGUCGAGUCUUAACUGCACCAUCCAGCUGAGCUGUGUUGAUUUGUUACUGAUCAAUGUAGUGCUUGUCCUGCCCACAGCCCCGGGGCUUUUCACUCCCCUGUGUCCUUGGCUCUGUGUUGGA